CAAAAUUGUUUCUUAGUGUUUGGUAUUUUAAUUGCGACUCUAACUGCGAAGGUCACAAGAAUAUUAAAGCUGUCAUGACCAGAACAAGAUCAGAGUCACGACUUUUACCGGUCAUUAUCCUAAUAAUUGGACUGAUAUUUGGAGGAGGUGUUGCUGCCGUUUGUCCUAUACAAUGCCAGUGCACCGAGCAUUCUGCGGACUGUUCCCGUAGAGGACUAAGCGAAUAUCCCAGUUUUAAUAAUGCGAACAUUUCUGAUUUGGACUUGUCGGGCAAUAACUUCACGAAGUUUCCCAGCCAAUACUCUAAUCUAAUGAAACUUAACAGUCUGGACUUGUCUGACAAUUUUAUUAAUAAACUUGACGUCGAUGCCCUUAAAGGUUUUAAAUCACUAAGGACUUUGAACUUGGCCAAAAAUUUGAUAACAAGCUGGACAGAUAUCAAUGCAAACGUGUCAUUUAUAUAUGCACCAAAACUGUAUACUCUUAACCUAAGUGGUAAUAGUUUAGGAAGCCUUGGCUUUAGUGAAGGUCUAAUUAGCGAAACACUUGGCAAUUUGGAUAUUUCGUCGGCUAACAUCAGAACAGUUGACAUAAAUCUGAGAACUCAGCUGCCAAAACUCAGAGCUUUAACAAUGGUCAAUAAUAAUUUGUCGCAAUUGAUACAAUUUCCCCAAAUUUCGUAUUUAAGAAGCCUUGAUCUUAGUAAUUGUAGCCUAAAACAAUUUAAUUUGUCCUACAUAUAUAUUUUGAAUAGAUUAGAUCUAUCACAUAACCCGGCACUUAACUUCAGUGGAAUGGAUUUAAGGGAUCUGAUAAUUCUAGACCUAUCCUAUUGUAAUCUCAGUAAGAUAGAUCUCAGUAACUUCGCGAGUGUCCUUCGACUGAGUUUGCGAGGCAACGUUUUCGAAUCCAUUAAUUCAAUCACCUUGGCUAAUAAUUCAAAAUUAAGGAACUUGGAUCUAUCUGAAAAUAAUCUAACUGGCAUAGAAAAGUAUAGCUUCAAUUGGCUUGAGGAACUGAAUCUAUCUAAAAAUAAGAUUAACCAAUUGAAUGAAAACAUAAUAAAUGGCAUUAAUUUCCUAAGAACCUUAGACUUAAGUCACAACAAUAUUCAGAAGCUGACGGGCAUCGAGUCAUUUGGGUUAGAAACCAUUAACCUGAGUUAUUGUAAUAUAACCACAAUUGAUAGAAAAGCCUUGUCAGGACUGGGGCAUAUCCGGGAAAUAGAUCUUUCUCAUAAUUUGAUUAGUGAAAUUCCUGAUCAAAUGGAAUCUACAUUUUUGACGAAACUGGAUUUGUCCAACUGCGAGCUUUCCACCAUAGGUGACAAGAGUUUUCAGGGAUUUCCCGAAUUAAUGAAUUUAAAUUUGAAUGGCAAUCGGUUGUCGAAUCCAGUUAACUGUUCCUCUUUUCGACACAACAAUUAUUUGGAACAAAUCGAGCUGGGCGAUAAUUUAUGGAAUUGCACUUGCCAAUAUCCAUUAUUCCUAAAAUUCCAUAAAUUACUCACGUCUAAUCAAUUAAAAAUAAUGGAUCAGAAUGAUAUCAGCUGCAAUUCACCAAUCUGCAUUAAUGAGGAAAAAUCAAAUGUCUGGACAAUAAUACUGCUCACCACCUUGGGCAACUCUCUUCUGGUCCUUUUCUUUUGGUAUUGCCUGAAAAUAAUACGUAAGCGAAUGCAGCGUGUUUAUCGUAGAGACUUCUUAGUAAAUUACAAUGAACUGAAUCCAAUGGAUCCAAGUAAUUAAAUUCUGCUGGAAACAUCGUCAACAACUCUGCUGUAAGCCAAAGACGCAAGAACUUCAGUCAAGGAAUGACACAACUCUUCCUUUCAAAUGAGUUAACAUAAUAACCCAUAUUGUUUUUUUUCAUACCGAUCCCAAGAAAAAGAACCAACAAACACUUUCUACGCUGCCAUUUAUUUUUACUUAUUAUUAUAUCU
Molecule: messenger RNA, 1942 nt
Organism: Drosophila innubila
Lineage: Eukaryota; Metazoa; Arthropoda; Insecta; Diptera; Drosophilidae
Product: slit homolog 3 protein-like
Exons: 5
Coding region: 75-1748 (557 amino acids)
Molecular function (GO): protein binding
Source: RefSeq, a predicted model, not a curated record